Aspergillus luchuensis is the source of this 561-nucleotide messenger RNA. RefSeq lists its product as uncharacterized. The record is from RefSeq and is a predicted model, not a curated record. The transcript is spliced from 2 exons. Bases 1 to 561 code for a protein of 186 amino acids. Lineage: Eukaryota; Fungi; Ascomycota; Eurotiomycetes; Eurotiales; Aspergillaceae.
AUGGACAUUGGACCCGCCGUAUCCAUAGGAGUUGACACUGGCGCGGCGAAACGGCACAUCCGGUCAUUGGAUCGUUCGCCGAAAGCUCACGCCGAUGGGAUCGUGACAGGGGCCAGCUUGACGGUGACGCAGACCAACUCCAGCGAUGCUUUCUGGGAGGCUGUCACUGCCUUUCACACGGCAAUGCCUGCGUGGAUCGCGAAGUUAGCAGCCACCGCCUAUGUGAUCAUGGACGGCAGUCUGUAUUUUAUGCCGGCGACAUUUCCGGGCUACAACGCAAGCGAGGUGAACGGUUUCAUGCAGCCAUUUGUGGCCCAGCUGCAGCGUCUAGCCAUCAACUACACAACUUCGGUCCAGGGCAGCCGACUGAUUCCACGCGAGGUACUAAUAUCAGCGGACUCCAACCACGCCCUGACAGCGGCAUUACGCGAGAUCAGCUCCAACCAGGCAUUCCAAAUUAUUAGCGUGGGCACAGAUGUAUCACGGGAUAGCAAUAUACCCAACACAGUCUUCCCCGGCUGGCGCAAGGCCAUUACCUGGAUCGAAUUAACUGCCAACUGA